This is a messenger RNA of Nematolebias whitei (Rio pearlfish), 965 nucleotides long. It is a transcript of the gene slc25a47a, whose product is annotated as solute carrier family 25 member 47a. Bases 1 to 768 code for a protein of 255 amino acids. Gene Ontology annotation, cellular component: mitochondrion. Gene Ontology annotation, molecular function: transmembrane transporter activity. The record is from RefSeq and is a predicted model, not a curated record. The transcript is spliced from 3 exons. NCBI's taxonomy places the organism in Eukaryota, Metazoa, Chordata, Actinopteri, Cyprinodontiformes, Rivulidae. Gene Ontology annotation, biological process: transport.
AUGUUGCAUCAGGUGCAUGGCUUCUUCAAAGGUAUGUUGUUACCCAUGACGACAGUCUCUCUGACGUCCUCAGUGGUGUUUGGUACGUACAGAAACUGCCUGCAGUGCAUGAAGCAGGCACGGGGAGCUGACUGGCUUCCAAACACCAAACUGGAAGUCUUCCUGGCUGGACUUGCAGGAGGUCUAGCUCAGACAUCGGUGAUGUCUCCAGGGGACGUGGUGAAAGUACGCCUCCAGUGUCAGACGGAGUCGAAGCGAAGGGGAACCAAGGCUCUGCUACCCAAGUACCGUGGCCCGGUUCACUGUCUGCUGAGCAUCGUCAGAGACGAGGGCUUCAGGGGACUCUACAGAGGGGCCCUCCCGCUCAUGCUUAGAGACGGACCAUCAUACGCCACAUACUUUUUGACUUAUACCACCAUUUAUGAGUGGCUGUCGGACGGCAGUGUGAAAAAGCUAGAUUGGAGCGGUGUGAUGCUGGCCGGCGGAAUCGCAGGAAUGGCUGGUUGGACCGUAGGAACGCCCAUGGAUGUGAUCAAAGCCCGUCUACAGAUGGACGGCGUGCGGGAAACGAAGCGCUACAAGGGGUUGUUCCACUGCGUCGUUGAGACUGUGAGAGUGGAGGGACCUGCGGUUUUCUUCAAGAGCUUAGGCAUCAACUGUCUGCGUGCUUUCCCCGUAAACAUGGUGGUGUUUUUAACAUACGAGGUUCUCACAGGGUUUCUUCAAACUGGACCUGAACGUGUCGACCCACCUCCUAUACUAGAAUAGUAAAGACACUUCUGGUCAUAUCUAGUUUUCAAUACGGAAUGGUUUCCACAACCAUCACUAAAGCUGUUACACAUACAAAUACAAAUUGAAGACCUAGUAUGCCUUGAAGGAAUGCACAUCAUCCUCCACCUUUUAUGACAGAGUUUUAAUUCAAGAUCAAUCAAUCAACCUUUAUUUAUACAGGUAAAUCCCAUUGA